Messenger RNA from Anguilla anguilla (European eel), 2306 nucleotides. RefSeq names its product F-box only protein 47-like. NCBI's taxonomy places the organism in Eukaryota, Metazoa, Chordata, Actinopteri, Anguilliformes, Anguillidae. The transcript has 11 exons. The coding region runs from base 487 to 1821 and encodes 444 amino acids. The record is from RefSeq and is a predicted model, not a curated record. Gene Ontology annotation, molecular function: protein binding.
CUACUGCAAACUUGCACGCAAGGUAAUCUACUAUGUCAAUAAAGGUUGAUGUGAUCAUUUUCUUCUUAUAGGGUUUGUAAUUGCACCGACUCACGUUAGGUUUCAGUUAGCUGGCCACUAAUGGAUUAAACCUAUGCAGUCCAAAUACCCCAUCUUGAGAUCAAAAUAUUAAAAACGAGUUAUUUAUGGAGAGAAAGUUACUAUUCAUCUAUGCUUAUUUGCACGCGGCAUCUCAGAUCUGAAGUUUUGGCGCGAGAUGAGCGGGUUUCGCGGGGAGUGGAGCGUGCUUCCAAGGCACUGAGCUUUAAGAUUUUUGGCGCUGCUGCUGAAGAGAGGUAACUCAGGGGUGGCCAGGUGGCCUUUUCAGUAAAGCCGUUCAAUAUUCAACUUCCAAAUAACCAUAAUUACAGAAAUAUCCCUCAAAGACAAUAACUGAAACAAAGUGACAACAGAGUUGGUGGAAGGAAUUUACGAGGGUUUUAUUUCAUGGAGUCGAUCAGCGAGAACUUCACAAUGACGCACAAAUACCACCGCAGCUGCAAAGCGCAGCACUAUGCCAGCAGAACAGUCUCCACCAGGAGCCAGUGCAGGACCAUGCAGGGAUUCUUUGAAAGGCUCCCUGCCGAGGUGCUCGACAUGGUACUGGAGUGCCUCUCUGUUAUGGACAUCAGUGUGUUCAGCAUGGUGUCCAAGGCCAUCAACAGCUACAUCACAGGCUACGUGUCUACACAGGCCUGGAGGAACAGGAUGAUCAUGCUCAAGUUCCACCACUCUGCCUCACCCACACAGGAGGACUGCAUUCUGGACCACUACAGGUCCCUCGGAGUGUUGUUCAAGAGAUGCACCCUCUUGCUGCCAACAAAGGACAGGUUAAAGUUUAUUUAUAGCAAGUUUUCACAGGUCCCCUGUUUCACAAUGGAGCGUUGUACGUCAUCUCCUGGCUGUCUGGGCUUUGCCAGCUAUGGAGUGUUUCUGCAGACAUUGAUAGCCGGUUGGGAUGAGUUGGAAUGCCAUCGUGUUUUCAACUUCCUGUGCGAGUUCACCAAUCUUCCCCGCAAGAUCGAGACCAUUGUCAAUGGAAAGCCUGGAGCGUGCCACAAGCUGGAGCUGCAGAUCCGGCUGUUUUGCAGGAACGUGCUGCUGGACCCCUGGCAGAACCGGCGGGACACUCUGUUCUGGCUGACCCGCAUCCUCAAGCUCUGGCCCAUGGUCAGCCAGGCCCGGCUGCUCUUCGUCCUCUACGGCCCCCUCCUCCCAGACGGUAAGAUUGGCUGGCACGAGAUGCUGGAUGGUGUGGUGGCGCAGUGCGGGCUCUGGGACCUGGCCAAGGCUGUGAUUCUGCUCUACACCGACGCUGAGGCCAAGGACUGGUCAGCUGACACCCUGCUCGGAAUCAUAGAGGAGAUGACAGUGGUGCCUGAGGCCUGGCACAUGGAGAACAUGGCUCGCCUGCUGGUGCUGUGCGGGAACAGCAUCUGCUACAGCGUGCUGGCCAGCAGAGCUGUCAACCGACGCUUCCUGGAGAUCUCGCGCCUCAUCGUCUUCCUCAUUCUGGUGUGUGAGAAGGACGGCUUCUGCAUGUCCUGGCCGGUGAAGAUGAUGCAGCAGAUCUGCAAAGUCUUCCCCACGUCCGAAGACAAGUGGUCCUUCGUCAAGGGCGUGGAGAGCAUGCUCUCGGAGGUCGCCAUGGAGAUGUAUGAGGUCAUCAUGGCAGGUGAGCGAAACAAAGAGCUGGACACAUUCCAGAGCCUCUGCAACCUGCUGAACGCCAGCUCCCACUUCCACACAGAGAUGGUCUACAUGUUCCUCAAGAAGGACUGACCCUCUGGACAAGCAGAACCUCAGGGCCAAGGGGAACCAUGUACGUUUUUUAUUUAAAUGCAGACAUUGCCAUCUCAUUACAUUUUAAGGUUUACAUUUUAAGAUAGCAAUGAAUCCCCGCCCCGGUCAUGAACUCAAUAGCAGACAAUCACUGAGAACUUGUAAUUGGUAGUUUCCCCAAUUAUUUCUGUCAAUCUCCUCCCCUUAAAGUAGUAUAUUUAUAAAUGUGUUUUUCCUAUUUAUUUACUAUUUAUUUAUGUAUAUUAUAUAAUUUAUAAACUUAAUGUGGAACUGUAUGUUGUGCAAGGGUUUUUUAUUGUAUAAUGGUUUUACAUUCAUGCAUUGAUUGCACAGUCCAUUCUCAAUACUGUUUUAAAGAUGUAAGCUGCAGUUAAUUGGUUUAUUCUUUUGGUGCAGUUUUGCAGAACUUGAUGGGAUAAAUGGUGCUUUCAGUCCACUAAAGAUGAAUUGAUUUUAUUCUUUAA